Messenger RNA from Eufriesea mexicana, 4320 nucleotides. RefSeq lists its product as uncharacterized. Gene Ontology annotation, cellular component: extracellular region. The coding region runs from base 1 to 4032 and encodes 1343 amino acids. The transcript has 6 exons. The record is from RefSeq and is a predicted model, not a curated record. Lineage: Eukaryota; Metazoa; Arthropoda; Insecta; Hymenoptera; Apidae. Gene Ontology annotation, molecular function: chitin binding.
AUGGCGGAGAAAGAGGUGCAGCAAAAGGAGAAUGAAGACGACGUGGAAAAGGGUGGAGAGGCGCAAAGAGAGCAAGAAGAGAGGAAGAAAGCGGAGGAAGAGAGAAGGAUGGAGGCGCGGCGCGCGUGCAGAACGGAGGCAAUGUCAUCGAACUUACAUAAUGUGUCCUCUUUCUUCAAUUACACGCGUCGAGAUAUCGAUGCAGCGUACAUUUGGGUCGCUCAUACCGAAGCUUGGAAGAAGACUCGGGAGGAGAUCGGUGUAGUCGCAGUGCAUCGGCUGCUACACGCUGGCCGGACGUUCGACGUCGAAUACCUUCGCCGGGACACUCAUGCAACGUGCGACAAAAUGCCGACCACGCUGCCCGCUCUGUGUCUCGUGACGCUGGUCUUGUGCAACGUUUACGGCAGUCUUGAACAUGAAAUUCCAAGGAGGAGCUUCCUGUCACGAAGAGCCAUCGAUGGUACCAGAGGGAGGAAGUACUUCGAUCCGGAAGAAGAGGGAGCGUUCGACAGUUAUGGAUCUGCCGGUGGCCAGUACGAUCCUUACCAGCAGAAAACAGAUUUGUCAGAUAUCAGGAAGAACGUGCCAGGAGAACCACGUAUCGGUUACUACGCGGACGAGGUGGCAGGGUGCCAAGUCUUCCACGUGUGCCACGAUGUCUUGGUCUCCUCCUUUCUCUGCCCCAUAGGCUCCGUGUUCAGUCAGAAGCUGCUCACCUGUGACUGGUGGACCAAGGUAGACUGUUCUUCCAGCAGCAAGUACAUAGGCGUGAAUCGGAACAGCUACCAGCAAGACGACGACGAAAUGAUUCGAAAUGCCUACGCCAUGAUCAGCCUUCAGUCGGGGACAGACGUGACCAAGGAUGGUCUGGUGGAUCCCGAUCGAACGGGAAGCGUGGUGGAUUAUCAAAGAGGUCCAGAUAUCUUGGACUAUUCUCCCGUGGACACUUCAGGAAACGACCUGAGGACCAAUUUCCAGGACUAUCCUAGACCCGCGAAUCGAGACUUCCUGCCACCCUAUCAGCUGAAAGAACGGAAACCGGAAACCGGUCGAAGUUACCAGGAUGCAUUCUAUCCCGCUGACAAGUCCAGGUCUCCUUACGAAGAUUCACCGAUAAUUCGCGUGCAAAAGAUCAAUGAUCCUGGGUAUGGCGAUCGUCAGAGGACCAAAGACUUCCAGGAGGCUUACCGAAGGCCUAACGAGUUCACCAAUCAGUUCCAACCAUCUUAUGCACCCACUGUGCCAACUGUCACUACUACGACCAGAAGAUUCUACUCUCCAACUGUCCCUACGACCUUCAGACCGUCCACUUUGGCGUAUAACAAGCUGGACCAAGUGAUAGACAGCUCGGAUUAUUAUUUCUCGCAUAGCAGAGCGAGAAGCUUCGUCACUCCACCGACCAAAGUCUUCCCGAGUGGCGACAGUGGCAGACAGGAUUUUGGCAGGGACUUGAGAAAGCCUGAACCUUUCAGAAAAUCGAUCAGAGACGAGGAUUAUAGCAGACAGGACAGUUACGAGGACGAUUAUGAAGAUUUCGAUAGCGAAGAGUCGAGGAGCGAAAGGCCUAAAGAGAGGUUCCAAGUCAGAGUUGCCGAUGACUUUAAUUUUAAUCGGACUGGUGCACUGAACGGGAGAAGUUCCGUGUUCGGUGAUAUUUACAGAGGAUUCGAUCGGACCAGGAACGACGAAGACACUGUGGAUGACAUCGAAACUAGGGGUAGCAUCGGUCUGGGUCAGGCGUUGCACCAGUCGCUCAGAGGAAUCUCUGUUCACGAACAGGAUCCCGUGAAAGACGAAACCAAAGCCGGAGAAAGUAAUUCUCGUAAAGAAGGGAUUAAGCACACCUUGGUCAGGCCAGAGUCUACGAAUUAUUCCGGAGAGGAGAAGCAGAACGCGACUGAAAAUUACCAAAGACACGAUCAAAGAGAUACCAAAACGAAGGAAGCAGUUCUGAGAGAUGCGGAUAUUUUCGUGUCAACGACCACUCCAUCGGUCGUUGAAAGCACGAUAAAAGCUAGCACGAGUCUUCACGAAUCCCCGAACAGACAAAGAGAUCUGAGAAAUACCACCGACACGAGUUCCGAAUUUUUAAAUGGCAGAGACUCCGUUGAGGCUAUAGACAGCGGGUUCCAAACGUUCAGGCCAACUGAAAUCCCAGAACCCCCUCAGAAAACGCAAAGCAAAUUUCAGAUAAACGUGCCAGACCUGUCCGAAGUGUCCACGUUACUGUUUCGUUAUUCGACCCUGGGUGAUGAAACCUAUCAAGAAACAAGAACGACAGAGUUACCAAAGUUCCAGAGCAGUACAGGCGAGUACGUCGAUCAUACAUCCUCUGACGAAAACGCAGGUGUGACUAGUAGUUACGAGGAUAUUGAGAUUUACAAAGGGUCCAAUUUCCAAAAUUACCCGACUACAGUGGCUAGACCUCUGGUGUCAUCCACUCCGUCUUGGUUACCUUCCUCUUCCCGUGAUCAGUCGGACGUCGAUAACCAUCCGAAAGAUUAUGCCAAUGAUUUUAUCAGAACUGGGGAAGACAGACCUCCCCAGAUAGAUCGCUUAGAUCUUUCCCUCAAGUCUACAAACGACACCGAAUUUGCAAUAACCAGUAAUCGCAACAGUGGUCUACGGUUUGUCACAGACGCAGCUGUUCCUAGCACCAAACCACCUUCUCUACUUAUCAGUACCGGUUCCACAUCGAAUAUCGCGAAGACUAUAUCGCCUGUAGGUUCACUGGAUUCCUCGAGAAGCACUUUAGUCGUUAAAACGUUCGAAGAUUCCUCGCCACAGCUGUCAAACGAACCUUCGACGCCAGCCUUCGAGGCGAAAUCCAUCGGUAUCGAGUAUAUCGACUCGACUUCCAGACCUGUCACGCACAGGAGCACAGAAGAAUCAAGGGAUGUAGGGUCAAGUGGAGUAAGGAAGCCUGGAGGUGAAAAAGACACCGUGGAAGCCUCAACAGCGAACGCUUUGUACAGAACCAUCAGGCCAGAGACUCUGAGGCAGAUCGAAGAAACCAUUGAAAAGAAUAACUCUCCUUACCACGUGACGUUGACGAUGAGCAAAGACGCACAGUCGGCUACUGGAGUCGACCUAAUUAGCCAACUGCUAGCCCAACAGGGCAAGGAAAUGUCAACUGUCAACGACGAGGCACACGAACUGGAGAUAAUCAGGUCUGUGGAGCCAGAAAUACAGAGUACAACGAAAUUACAGGCGACUACCAUGAACAUCUUGGACACUGAACAUCAGCCUAACCUCGGAGGCAACGUUACCACUGUGGAACGAAGUGAUUUCAAGAAGAGGAGCUCGAAUAUGGUCAGCCUGCUUCACCUGAUGUCCGAGUUGCUGAAGCUAGACCGAGUUCCUCGCCCGUUUGCUCUCUCAGAGACGCAGAAUCCAGAACCAAGGACUCGGUCAGAGAUUCUACACGAUAUCCUGAGUACCACAUCCUCGAGGGCCCUCGCUAAAGCUGUGCACUCGAACAUAGAAUCCCAGAAUGGAGGGACAUCCCACUUCCAAGAGACUUCUACGGAGCCAAACUUGAAAUCUUCGGCUGCUCGAUCGAAAGAGGAGAUCCUGGACCAGUUGGCUGACAAUCUUGGAGAACCUAUUUACAGAGCAGACGGACAACCUGCUUUUGAUCUCCGUGGUGAACAGAGAUUAGCAGACUUUCAGACUGUAAUUCCCCUUAAGAGCACGAGUAACCAGGAAGAAUUUAGCAGCGUUCAAACCACCGUGACCACGACUGCUCGACCGAGUUCCAGGGAAAUCACCAGGACUACGACGACCACAUCUACGCCGAAGAUCACGUUCACCACGGAGCCUGAGAAGACCGUGGUGAAGACAGAGUUCGUACCAUCGAUUGGGUUCUCUUUGGACACCGACGCAGGUAGAGAAGAGUACGUGGAGGCUGUUUUGGGUGGCUUGAUAGAGCCGCAGACAGCGGAAAGUGAGAAGAAGGAGACGAUUUUGAAGGAGGAACUAGAGGAAGAGACUUUAUCGAAGAAGAAUGAAACCUCAGGGAAGAUUUAAGGAUUUUCUAGGGAUGAACUUAGGUUUAGAACGAAAUCUGUGAUGUCCUGCCGUUUCGUGCUUUUUAUAGUAGCUUUCUGGCCAUUUCUUUCCUUCUUCUUUCACUCGCAUUUCCUAAUUCUACGAUACUUUCUCCUAGAUACUGUCAAAUUGACGUUCCUUCUUUUCUCCGCCAUUUGGUAUAAUAAUUGGAAUAUCACGACGAUUACAGCCCCCGUUACCAUUUAUAUACGUUUUAAGCGAAGAAGUAGCCCCGGUGUAUAAUUAGUUGCAUUAAUUUUCUCUAGU